AUGGAGGCGUAUGUCACUUUGACAAUGCUUCUCGACAAAGCAGUGACAAAAAUUCUACAGACUGGACUGAUAUCUGGGGACCAAAAUGGCAAUAUUCGAGCAUGGGACUUGACGGCAAAUUCAUGCAGUUGUGCCGGAGAUCGAUACAGCUAUAAAGUCUUUGACAGUAAUAUGGUAUGGAAGCUUGAUCGUGGCUGCAAACAAUCGUGGAACAUGCUAUGUUUGGCGCCUGUUGUGAGGAAUGCAAACUAUGACCAAUUUUGA
Ilex paraguariensis (yerba mate) is the source of this 264-nucleotide messenger RNA. The record is from the annotation of a GenBank genome assembly. Lineage: Eukaryota; Viridiplantae; Streptophyta; Magnoliopsida; Aquifoliales; Aquifoliaceae.